GACUUGAGGACUGGGCUGCAGCCUGAGACCCGAGCGGACGGCGUCAUGAAGCCUCUGCCGUACUUCUGCCGGGGCGAGGUCGUGCGGGGCUUUGGCCACGGCUCCAAGCAGCUGGGCAUCCCCACCGCCAACUUUCCUGCUGAUGUGUCCGCUGGCAUUUAUUACGGAUGGGCCAGUGUGGGAACCGGAGAAGUCCAUAAGGUGGUGGUGAGCAUAGGAUGGAACCCAUACUACAAGAACACGAAGAAGUCCAUGGAAACUCAUAUCAUGCAUACCUUCAAAGAGGACUUCUAUGGGGAAAUCCUCAAUGUGGCCAUUGCUGGCUACCUCGGACCAGAAAAGAACUUUGAUUCUUUAGAGUCACUUAUUUCAGCAAUUCAAGGUGAUAUUGAGGAAGCUAAGAAACGACUAGAUUUACCAGAGCAUUUGAAGCUCAAAGAAGACAAUUUCUUCCAGGUUCCAAAAAGCAAAAUAAUGAAUGGUCACUGAUGAAAAAUCAUCUUACUUAUUCAUUCAUUGUUCUCUAAAAUCCUACAGCUGUGACUUAGUUUAAGCAGUACAAUGUAAUUAUUAUUAUGCUUCAUGUUCAAUUAAACCCAUCAUGCUACAGUACUAACAAUAUUCAUUUUAAAAAUCCAGAUUUUGUCUAUGUAAUAUGUUGACUAAAAUUUACCACUAGAAAUAUCAAGUGUUUUAUAAGGGAAAUGAAAUGUAUAAAGCUAUGGGUAAAAAGGCAAGUCACUAGUUUGAAAUGAAAACUAAUUAUAGUAAAAGACUAGCGUGUAUGUACUUGUAUAGCAUGUGCUGCUAAACAGAAGGCUUUUAAAAGUAAAUGUAUUAAAACAGGUUUGAUAUCUUAUAAACCUAAGAGGGAAAACUCACACAUUGUAUUUUUUCUAUUUUGUGCAUUAAAAUAUUACUACAAA
Molecule: messenger RNA, 926 nt
Organism: Myotis daubentonii (Daubenton's bat)
Lineage: Eukaryota; Metazoa; Chordata; Mammalia; Chiroptera; Vespertilionidae
Product: riboflavin kinase-like
Exons: 1
Coding region: 46-489 (147 amino acids)
Source: RefSeq, a predicted model, not a curated record